Larimichthys crocea (large yellow croaker) is the source of this 1062-nucleotide messenger RNA. It is a transcript of the gene sf3b6, whose product is annotated as splicing factor 3b, subunit 6. The record is from RefSeq and is a predicted model, not a curated record. The transcript has 4 exons. The coding region runs from base 134 to 511 and encodes 125 amino acids. Gene Ontology annotation, cellular component: cytoplasm; nucleus. Lineage: Eukaryota; Metazoa; Chordata; Actinopteri; Sciaenidae. Gene Ontology annotation, molecular function: mRNA binding.
CGUAUCCCGCUCCUGACUCCUACACCGGACGUGCGUCAGCAGGUAGCGGAGCCAUUUUGACGUGAAGGGAGAAGAGCUGCGUGUUUGUUGUUCGGCUUCGUCUUUUUUUUUUUACACACAAACACAGGUCACCAUGGCUAUGCAAGCGGCGAAACGCGCUAAUAUACGAUUACCUCCAGAGGUGAACAGGAUCCUGUACGUCAGGAAUCUUCCUUACAAGAUCACAGCCGAGGAAAUGUACGAUAUCUUUGGGAAAUAUGGACCGAUACGUCAAAUCAGAACAGGGAACACGCCUGAAACAAGAGGAACGGCCUACGUGGUUUAUGAAGACAUCUUCGAUGCCAAGAACGCCUGCGACCAUCUGUCAGGCUUCAACGUCUGCAACCGUUACCUGGUGGUCCUCUACUACAAUGCAAACAGAGCUUUCCAGAAGAUGGACACAAAGAAGAAAGAGGAACAGUUGAAGCUUCUGAAAGAGAAAUACGGCAUCAACACAGACCCUCCAAAGUAACAUUCAGGAAAUACCACCACCUCCAUUUGAUCCCUCAUACCCAGAAUCUACUAAUACAAAAAUCAGAUGUUCUUUUUACACAGGUAUUGAUUUUCUGAUACACUUGUUGAAAAUAUUGUUUAUUUUUUAAUGAUUUUGUUGAAAUGAGGAGUUGGAAAAUGUUUUUUUUAUUAUUUCUGUCAUCAAAUAUGUGUGAUCAUUGAAUAGACAAGUGUGUGAGUUAACACAAGGGCAGAGAGCGGUUGUAUGCCGUUCCCAGAAUUCACGUUUCAGUUGCUUCAGUUUUUUCAGUUAGAUUUUGUGAGCUGGGCAUCAGAAUCUUUGGUGUUCCUGUCAAAGGUGGGACAAACUCUUCAGAGAGGAGUUUUACCAGGUUUUGACGGUGACUGGGAAAGUGUUUUCAUUCUUUUUGUUGUCACUUCUACUUCAUACUUUUACAAUCUUUUAAUUUAAAGCCAACCAUGGUCAUGCAGUGUGUGACAUGAAAUUGAGUUGAUCAUUUCUGACUAUGUAAAUGGUUUCAUGUAAAAUAAAUGUUCCUUUUCUAAAUC